Messenger RNA from Cyprinodon tularosa, 750 nucleotides. RefSeq names its product heat shock protein beta-7-like. The coding region runs from base 98 to 661 and encodes 187 amino acids. The record is from RefSeq and is a predicted model, not a curated record. NCBI's taxonomy places the organism in Eukaryota, Metazoa, Chordata, Actinopteri, Cyprinodontiformes, Cyprinodontidae. The transcript is spliced from 3 exons.
CGGCGCCGUGUCCCAGAAUGCAGCAGGCUUUAUUUAAGCCGCUGUAGGGUUAAUAGGAGGCUGAUCUGAGCUCCGUCAGAGGACAGAGGUAGACCUCAUGGCAUCGCUGAUGACUUCCAGUCAGAGAUCUUCUUCAUCGUAUCGCUCCUCAUCACGUUAUAGCGCCUCCAGCUCCUAUCGAUCCGAUGGAUCCCAGGACGGAUCCUCCCAUUCUCUUUUUGAGCCUUUUAUCGACUCUGCCAAAUGCUCUGGUCUGUUUGGAGAGGGGGGCCCCGGGGGGCCCGACAGUCUGCCCCACUUCAGCACACUCAGCAGGCCGUCCUCUGGACCUCCAGGUGGCGCUGUAACGAGCUGGUGCAGCGGGGCAGGAAGCGGGUCAGGUUGCCUCGCUGACUCCUACUGCAUGACGGCCGACCUCCGCCAGUUUGAGCCUCACGACGUGGUGGUGAUGGCCUACGGCCACCAUGUGGUCGUCAGCGCACAGAGGGUUCUGGAUGAUGGGAGCGUCGGUAACACCUUCACCCGUAAAACCUCCUUCCCAGAGGACAUGGACCCCUUGUCUCUCAGUGGGACCCUGAACCCAGAGGGGACCCUGAGGGUCACCGUAUGCCGGACCACCGAGGCCCUGGGGCCUGCCUGUCACAGCAAGGCUGACCUCUGACCCCUCCUCUUUGGGACAUAGAUAGCAGUUAUCUAGAUGUGUGCUGACUUUUUCAUCAAGUUUGUAAAAAUAUAAAAAAAAUUUCCAGA